This is a messenger RNA of Anopheles merus, 3548 nucleotides long. RefSeq lists its product as uncharacterized. Gene Ontology annotation, cellular component: peroxisome. NCBI's taxonomy places the organism in Eukaryota, Metazoa, Arthropoda, Insecta, Diptera, Culicidae. Gene Ontology annotation, biological process: long-chain fatty-acyl-CoA metabolic process. Gene Ontology annotation, molecular function: alcohol-forming very long-chain fatty acyl-CoA reductase (NADP+) activity. The record is from RefSeq and is a predicted model, not a curated record.
AAAUUACCGCUCCGUUGUGGCCAGUACAGUGAAUCAGCUUGAGCCGUGCGGACGCAAAUUUUCUCCGUCGAUCGCCAACAUCAGCAACCUGCGCCUGGUAGGCCACAGCAACAGCAGCAGUAGUAGACUACCUGAUUGAUCGGUGUCUUCCAAGCCAUCGAUCGGCGAGCGUAAACGGCUUCUGGUCUACGUCUGCCCUGCGCCCUGUUUUUGGGAACACAAAACUUCCCCACACGCAGCAACCCGCAACGGCCCUGCGAGGAUGGAUCUUCGAGCGAGCGCAGAGUCGGGCCACAACAACGAGCUGACGAUGACGGAGGAGCGCAAGAUCACGUCCACCCCGGUGAUGGAAUUUUAUCGCGACAAGUGUGUGCUGAUCACCGGAGGUACCGGCUUUAUCGGGCGCUUGCUGAUCGAGAAGCUGCUCAGAAUUAACGUCAGACAGAUUAUUCUCCUUUCCCGGCCGAAGAAGGGCAAAACGACGCAGCAGCGUUGCGACGAUCUGUUCAGCAGCAUCGUCUUUAUGAACCUGAAGAAAGACUGCCCCACGUUCAUCGAGCGUGUCAAGCUGGUCGAUGCGGACCUGCAGCACCCGUCCCUCGGCCUCUCGGACGAAUCGAUCGAGUACAUCGUGAACAAUGCGCAGAUAGUGCUGCACGCCGCCUCGGACGUCCGCUUCGACCAGGCGCUGAAGAAAGCGAUCGAGGUGAACGUGCGCGGCACGCGCGAUCUGCUGCGCAUCGCGGAGAAGAUCGUCAAUCUGGAGCUGUUCGUGUACAUCUCGACCGCGUACUCGAACUGCCCCCAGGGACUGAUCAAGGAGCAGUUCUACACGCCACCGUCCGAGCCGGAAAAGAUGAUCCAGCUGGUCGAGGCGAUGGACGAGCGGUUCGAGGAGCACAUGAACAAAACGGUGAACGAUUUCAUUCACCCCUGGCCGAACACGUACGUCUACACGAAGGCACUCACCGAGGACGUGGUGCGGCAGUACGGCGAGCUGCUUCCGAUCGCCGUCGUGCGACCAUCGAUUGUGAUUGCUACUAACGAGGAACCGAUUGGUGGCUGGACGGACAACAUCUACGGGCUGAACGGUGUGAUUGCGGGCGUUGCGCUUGGCAUCAUUCGCAUCAUGCACGUGGAUGACAACAACAAGGCGGACAUCAUACCGGCGGACAUAGUCGUGAAUACGGUGCUUGCUGCCGGCUGGCAAACCUACGUAGAACGGAAAGGCGACCGACCGCUGCCGGAGGCUAAGGCGAACGGGGAGCUGAAGGGUGUGGCCAAACCGCGCACCAAAAUUUACAACUGUGUCACCGGAAACGACAAUCCCAUCUCGUACCAAAAGAUCUACAAGUACUCGAUCGAGGUGGGUAAACAUUGUCCGCCGAAGAAAUCGCUCUGGAUCGUGUGCCACAACACGACGACGAACAAGUAUCUGUACGAGUUCUACAAAGUGAUCUACCAUCUGCUGCCCGCACUGUUGAUCGACACGUACCUGCGAGUGAUCAGACGCACACCAAGAGUUAUGGACCUUUAUCGAAAGGUGCACAAAUUCGCCACAGUCAUCGAAUACUUUGCCAACGGACGAUGGACAUUCGAGAAUGACAAUUUGAAAUCUCUGAGAGAAAAGCUGUCUCCGGACGAUCAGAUUAUGUUCCAGUGCAACAUUCAGAAGAUCGAGUGCCGACUACUUCUGGACGUACAUUCAUGGGUUGCGCAAGCACAUCGCCAACGAGCCGCUGGAGAACCUGGAGGAGGCGAUCAAGCGCCACAAGCAGAUGCGGAUAGUGCACUACUUCAUACUGGCCGCUUACUACUCCAUCUGGGCGCUGCUCAUCUUCUACCUCUGCAAGGCGGUUGGGAUGUUAGUCUUCUAAAGCUGGUUGAGCGAUAUUGUAUUGAUUCGCACUUCCUCCGGCAAGGAGAAAGAAGAAAACGUGGACAAAUCAUGAGCCUGGAGGAGUUUAACGCUAACAAAUCUCCCGUGAAGGAUUUCUACCACGGCAAAACGGUUCUGCUUACCGGGGGCAGUGGGUUUCUGGGCAAGCUGUUCAUCGAAAAGCUGAUCAAGUGUGGCGUGCGUGAGAUCCUUCUUCUGCUGCGCUCCAAGAAAGGCGUCAGCCCGGAGGAGCGGCUCCAGGCGCUGCUCAAGAAGGAGGUAGUGUUUGUAAACUAUCAGCAGCAACCGGAGCUGUACCUCGACCGGCUGAAGGUGAUCGAGGGAGACAUCAGCCGGCCCGGGCUAGCGAUCAGCAACGAUGAUCUGGACUACGUGAUCAAGCACACCCACAUCGUGCUUCACUCGGCCGCCGAUGUGCGGUUCGACGAGUCGAUGAAAGAGUCGGUCGAGACGAAUGUUCGCGGUACCGAUCAUCUGCUUAACAUUGCCGAAAAAUGUGCCAAUCUUGAGGUCUUCGUGUACGUAUCGAGCGCCUUUUCGCAAUGCAUAAAGGAGUCGGUGGAGGAAAAGUUCUACACGCCCAACAUCGAUCCGCUGGAGUUGAUCAAAAUGAUGGAAAACGAACCGCGCCUGGACGAGCUGGAGGCUGUAUCGAAGAAGAUGGUGGAACCGUGGCCAAACACGUACUCGUUCACGAAAGCUCUGGCGGAGGAGGUCGUGCGACGGCGCAGAGACAAGAUGCCGAUAGCGAUCGUUCGUCCUUCGAUCGUGACUUCCACCUACGCAGACCCCAUCGUCGGAUGGACGGACAACUUCUACGGGUUCAACGGGGUCGUGAGCGGUGCCGGAACCGGUGUGCUGAGGAUCUUCCACAUUCGCGACGAGUACAAGGCGGACAUCAUCCCGGCCGAUAUCGUCAUCAAUGGUACGCUGGUGGCGGCCCACUACGCCGCCAAACACCCGGCAGAGGAGAACGUGUUCAACUGUACGAUGGACGAAAACCACACGACCUGGGGUGACAUCCGGAACGAUUGCCUCUCGCAGAAGGGCGUGGUGGCGGUGAAGAAGUCCCUCUGGAUACCGACCUACAACACGACGCGGUACUACUACGUCGCUAGCUUUCUGCAGGUGUUCUACCAUCUCAUACCGGCAGUGUUUUUCGACCUCGUGAUGCGCUGCCGGGGUGAGAAGCCUCAGAUCUUGCGCCUGUACCGGAAGGUGCACCGGUUCUCGGACGUGCUGCGGUUCUUCACCAACCAUCAGUUCCAGUUCGCCACCAAGCGUAUGCGCCAGGUAGUGGACGGGAUGGCAAUAGUGGAUCGGCAUCUGUUCCCGUGCGACAUGAAGUCGGUGGUGUGGAGCAAGUUUGGCGUCAACCAUAUCCGGGGCUGCCGGGUUUAUCUGCUUGGCGAGCCGUGGGAAACGAACGACGAGGCGCUACAGAUUUAUCGGCGCCGUCGGCUGAUACAUUGGUGCAUGCUGGGGGUGAUCUACUCGAUGUAUGUGGUGGUGGGCCUGCGCCUGCUGGAAGCGGCCGGCGUGCCCGAUCUGAGGAGCUUCUUGGGUUGUACACAAUUUGCUUGAAAUUCAUUCUUCGCCACCGUGUGCAUCGAUUGCUCAAUAAAAAUUGCCGUUGUUUUGUACUGUA